CUGUUUUUAGCUACAUUUUAAACUAGGCUAUUUCCCAGGAAAGUCCCACCUGAUCCAAUGUUUUUUUUCCAGCAAGUGGCCAAUAUGAUGAUCAGGAUGAAGAGAGAGUUUACAGGAAGCCAAAAUUCAAUAUUUCCUGUUUUUGAUAAUCUCUUGUUGCUCGAUCGAAACGUGGACUUAUUAACGCCUCUCGCCACUCAGCUUACAUAUGAAGGACUCAUUGAUGAAAUUUAUGGCAUUCAGAACAGUUAUGUGAAAUUACCUCCGGAGAAAUUUGCACCGAAGAAGCAGGGCGAUGCUGGGAAGGAUCUCCCCACGGAAGCAAAGAAGCUUCAGCUGAAUUCUGCAGAGGAGCUCUAUGCUGAGAUCCGAGACAAAAACUUCAACGCGGUGGGCUCCGUGCUUAGCAAGAAAGCAAAGGUCAUCUCCGCAGCGUUUGAGGUGAGGCACUUUGGCUGUGUCGUGCUGCAGCUCUGGGUCACAGGCUAGACUGCACCCCCCCCCCCAAGGAGAGGAAGAGCCUCUGGGCUUCGGUGCAGGUGCACAUUUCUCUCCUAACGUGCAGGGUUUCUUUUGGAACUUGUUCCCAGGCCCCAUGACAGAAGGUGUAAGUUGGCUCCUUUUUCUGCAGGGUGG
Molecule: messenger RNA, 636 nt
Organism: Leptonychotes weddellii (Weddell seal)
Lineage: Eukaryota; Metazoa; Chordata; Mammalia; Carnivora; Phocidae
Source: RefSeq, a predicted model, not a curated record